Messenger RNA from Suncus etruscus (white-toothed pygmy shrew), 786 nucleotides. RefSeq names its product EKC/KEOPS complex subunit TP53RK-like. The transcript is spliced from 3 exons. NCBI's taxonomy places the organism in Eukaryota, Metazoa, Chordata, Mammalia, Eulipotyphla, Soricidae. The record is from RefSeq and is a predicted model, not a curated record. Gene Ontology annotation, molecular function: protein serine/threonine kinase activity; ATP binding. Gene Ontology annotation, cellular component: cytosol; nucleus; EKC/KEOPS complex. The coding region runs from base 1 to 786 and encodes 261 amino acids. Gene Ontology annotation, biological process: protein phosphorylation.
AUGCUGAGCCCCGCUUUAGUCUUUGCUGAUCUUUCUGCGGACAACAUUUUCCCAGUGACUCUCAAAGCCCAUUCACGCUAUCUGUGGCUCAGGAACACAUCCUUCAAACAAGCUUACAUCACAGAAUUCAUAAUUUGCUUCCACAUAACUAGAAGAUUAUUUACAACAAUAGAUCAUGUAGCCUCGGAAGUGCCUAUCCUUGUUGAUGCUUUGAAACAUACCAAUAGGGACAAGAUCCCCAAAUCUCUGAAUCUCAUGGAUGACUGCAUCUGUCACCCGGACCUGGAGGCGUGGCUCAGCCAGCAACGCACCGUGCAGGAGGCCCAAGCCAUGCUCCACUGCCUCCGCGUGGGAAUAUCUGCCCCCACUGUGUUUUUUGUGGACUAUGCUUCCAAUUGCUUAUACAUGGAAGAAAUCGAAGGCUCAGUGACUGUUAGAGAUUAUAUUCAAUCCAUUAUGGAGACUGAAAAAACUCCCCAAAGUCUCUUUGUUUUAGCCCAGACUAUUGGGCAGGUUUGGGCACGAAUGCAUGAUGAAGAUCUCAUUCACGGUGACCUCACAACUUCAAACAUGUUCCUGAAACUGCUCCUGGACCAGCUGAAGAUUACACUCAUUGACUUCGGGCUGAGCUUUGUUUCAGCACUUCCAGAGGACAAGGGGGUUGACCUCUAUGUGCUGGAGAAAGCCUUCCUCAGCACUCAUCCCAACACCGAGACUGUGUUUAAAGCCAUUCUGAAGAGUUAUUCUGCUGCUUCCAAAAAGGUCAACCCUGUGCUAAAAAAUUAG